This is a messenger RNA of Chironomus riparius, 342 nucleotides long. NCBI's taxonomy places the organism in Eukaryota, Metazoa, Arthropoda, Insecta, Diptera, Chironomidae. The record is from the annotation of a GenBank genome assembly.
AUGGGUUUAAUCUCAGAAGCUGAAGCAUUCCCAAAAAUCCAAGCUCGCUUGGACAAAGUCGACCCAAACAACCAAAAAGUCGUUCAUGUCUUUAAACUUAAAAUUCAACAAAAUGGAGCAAUUGUCAAGACAAUGAUGUUGGACUUGGUUAAGAUUAAGUUCUACGAAGGAGAUGAAGAGGCUGAAUGCACAUUGGUUCUCGAUGAUGCUUUACUCAAUGAUAUUGUCUUCAAACGAACUGAUGGAAUGGAGGAAUUGAAGGAUGGAAGACUCGUCGUAGAAGGAAACGUAGAAUUGUUGAUGAAAUUAAAGGAAGCCUUGUCAGGACCUCCACCUUCAUAA